This is a messenger RNA of Fonticula alba, 2547 nucleotides long. RefSeq lists its product as hypothetical. The coding region runs from base 24 to 2204 and encodes 726 amino acids. The transcript has 8 exons. Gene Ontology annotation, cellular component: plasma membrane. NCBI's taxonomy places the organism in Eukaryota, Rotosphaerida, Fonticulaceae. Gene Ontology annotation, biological process: actin filament organization; cell motility. The record is from RefSeq and is a predicted model, not a curated record.
CCUCUCGCGCCCUCUCAGCCACCAUGCUGAUCAAUGUCCGCUCCGGCGAUGAGCGCAUCCAGUACUCCCUGGACCAGAAUAUGAUGGAGCUCGGCUGGAUCAUCGACAACCUCCAGCCGAAGUUCCAGCAGCUGGACCCGAAGUACAAGGCCUCCGACUAUGUGCUAGCCGUGCAGCAGGCCGUCACCCCGGCCAGCAUGGACCCCUCGGACACGCCGGCCCCGAGCAGCACCGCGCGCCGGGUCCCGGUCGAGUAUCUUACCAACCAGAACUUGCAGAUGCAUCUGCGCGAGGGCGUGGAGCUGCUGCUGCUGGUGUCGCCCACGGUGCAGGCCAUCGAGGCCAUUGCCGGCCUGUCGGACAGCGACUCCAAGCGCAUUGUCUUCGGUCUGCGGCAGAAGUUCGAGGAUCCCCUCUUCACCCAGGGGUUUGUGGCCAACGACGGUGUGCCGGUUCUGCUGAACAUCAUCCGCGAGUCGGUCCGCAAUUCGCUGGCCUACGCCCUGGAGUCUUUCCUGGCCCUGAUCCGCAACACCGAUCAGGGCUGGGAUGCGAUCCCCUAUGAGAUCAUCCUGAACGUGCUUGUGCCCGCCGUGGCCGCCACCCAAGUGAACAUUUGCCGGCCGGCGCUGGCCAUCGCCAUCAAGAUGGUCCAGUCGCCGCACUAUGGCUUCCAGCUGUUCCACAAGGCCCUUAAGGACUCCCCCCAGAAGGCCUACCAGGCCCUGGUGGAUCGCAUUUCCGAGCGCACCGAGACCGAUUCCGAGACUCGCCGGAAUGCCCUCAUCCUGAUGAAUGAGUUGCACUCGGCGGCCGACGGCGAUGAGCUUAGCGAGUUCGGCGAGGUCCUGCAGGAACAUGACUUCAGCAAGAUCAUCCUCGCCAUUUUCGAGCAGUCCCAGUCGGAGUACCUGACCAGCGAGCUGCUCCGUUACCAGUCCAACAUUUACCGUGACAUUGUCCGUCGACGCAACACCCAGAUCAACAAGAACAAUCCCCAGCAUAGCAACAUCCUCAGUAAUCUUCUGAUGGGUGCCGAUAUCCACUACAACCAGGUGCAGCAGCUUGGCUUCGCCACCGACGACCUGCCGAGCGAGCUCCAGCCGGUCGGCCUGCUGGGCCUCCAGUGCAUGGUGCAUUUCUCCCGCACACACAAGGAGUACCUUACCAAGUUCAUUUCCGAGCAGGCGGCCCGCACGGAUGGUCGCCGUUGCGGCUUCGGGCCGGCCAGUGUCGAGGUGGUCAAGGCCCUGGUGGAGAACUUCCAGAGUGCUGCCGAGCCCAACGCCUCAAAGGAGCCGGCUCUCCUGGUCUUCGAGGACGUGUACAUCUGGGCCAUGCAGCUCUUCCUGAACCUCUGGGGAUACAUGCAGGCCAAUGAGGCUGACAUUCCCAAGGUUGUGCAGCUUGUCCAGACUCAGCUGGAGUACAUGCGCACCGUGGCUUGGAGUACUGUCGACCACUAUCGCUUCCAGCUGGUGAACGCCUCUUUCAAGGAGGUCCAGCAGCGCCAGCUUCAGAACAUGGAAGCCGGGCGCGACCUGCUCCUGAAGCCCACUUGUCGCUCCCUGCGUGACAAGAUCCACAAGGAGGUGGGCGACUUCGUGCGCAACCAGCGCCUCCAGUGCAUGAUGAACGGGUCCUGGUUCCCGGUGUUCGCUCCGCGCGGGGGGCGUCAGCGCAAUGCCUUCCGCUUCUUCCGGCUGUCGCCCAACCGCCGAUUCCUGCACUAUGAGGACUUCUCCGAGAUCCUGGACUCGCCGCCCGAGCUGCCGAACCUGCCGAAGCGCGUGGACCUGUCGGACGCCACCGACCUGGCGCUGUACUCGGCGUCGCCGCUGUUUGCGCGGAACCGCGGUCGCGUGGACGACGAGCCGGUUGACUGGAUGAAGUGGACCUUCUCGGUCAUGGGCCAGGAGGAGGGCGUGUCCCUGGUGGACUUUGUGGCCGAGAGCCAGAGCCAAUUUUCCGAGUGGACCGAUGGCUUCCGCAUUCUCCUGGGCCGGACGAUCAGCUCCGCCUCCGGGCAGAUCAAGGAGACCGAUGACUUUAUCAACACCCUGCUGGACUAUGAGCUGCAGCUCCGCCUGCUGGAGAUUCGCCUGGGUCAGGUGAACAUCCCCAAUGAGGCGCCCCUGCGGCCACCGCCCCCUCCCUCGCUGGCUUUCCUGCCCUCGCCGCACGACAAUGCGUGGGCCCUCUGAAUCGGGGGAGCAGCCUGCAGGGGCCGACCAAGAUGGCCGAAGGGCCGAGGGGAAUGCGGCCCCAUGGACAUACACACACACACACACACAGGAGGAGGGGUCACUCGUCCGCACGGAGCAAGGCGGUGUCGCGAAAGUGCUUCACAUCGGCCAGCAUCCGCCAGCCGGAUCCUCCCGGUGCCCCUCCCCGUGAUGACACACAUACGGCUGUGCCGCUACGUGUGUCCUCAUUCACCAUUGCUUCCCCAUGCCCCGACGGGUGUGUCUCACCAAGCAUCCCACAUUUUUUUGCCCGCAUAUAUCCCUCUCCUCCCUUCCUCCCUCCCUCUCUCUCUCUCCCUCU